Messenger RNA from Cordyceps fumosorosea ARSEF 2679, 582 nucleotides. Its product is annotated as VanZ domain protein. The coding region runs from base 1 to 582 and encodes 193 amino acids. Lineage: Eukaryota; Fungi; Ascomycota; Sordariomycetes; Hypocreales; Cordycipitaceae. The transcript has 2 exons. The record is from RefSeq and is a predicted model, not a curated record.
AUGCGCAUCCGCUUCACCUUUGCAGGCGUGUUCCUGCUUUUGCUCCUCCUGGCAGCAUAUGCCGGGCUCACAAAGCUGCAGCUCAGCCACCUCAUCAACGACAAGCUACUACACUUCCUCACAUUCUUCCUCCUCACCGUCGUCUUCUACUGGGUCGUCGACACGAACCGCCGCCGGACGAUAAACAUGACAUUCGCCGUAUGUACGCUGAUCCUCGGCGUGGGCUCCGAGUUCCUGCAGAGCGUCCUGCCCAACGAUCGCGACUUUGACGCCUACGACAUCGCCGCCAACCUUGCUGGCAGCCUGCUCGGGCUCGGGCUGUGCUCGUGGUACCACCGGCGGAUGCUGGAGCGCCGACGCCAGAAGAAGACGUACACCGCGGUCCCGGGCGAGGAUGAUGGGGACCUGGAGCUUGGCGAGGGUCACGAGACGGGCAUCGUGGAGGAUGGCGGCGCCCCGCCGCAGACGCUGGAGGAGGAGCUGGACAACUGGGACGAGAAUGCGCCGGACGACUGGGAGGACGAGGGCAAUGCGGAGGGAGCGGAUAUUGCGGCGCCGGAGAACGCUGACAAGGCCAAGUGA